Messenger RNA from Prorocentrum cordatum, 1227 nucleotides. The record is from the annotation of a GenBank genome assembly. NCBI's taxonomy places the organism in Eukaryota, Dinophyceae, Prorocentrales, Prorocentraceae.
AUGUCGCUCGCUCUGGUGGUCUUCGCACAGGGGGGCUUUCCAGUGGAGGCAGUGCGCCUGCAGAUUCGGACCGCCAGCGUGGUGAUAUCCGCAACCUGGGCGGGCGCCAUCGCCAGCGUUGCGCAGCUCUUCCUGUGCGACAGCGAUUUCGAGGACGACGAGUCGUACCUGGUCGCGCUCGGUUAUCAGGAGCAGUGCUCCAUGUACAACCCCACAUUCCGCGUUUUGCGCGUCUUUGGUGUCGCCAUCGGCAUCUUAUGGACGAUUGUGUUACCAGCGCUGAUUCAGAUGACCCUGCGGCGUUGGCGCGACAGAGUGCGGCCUGCUGUGCAUGAAAUCACGAGUGCCGUACAGUUCUUCGUAGAGGACGAGAACACGUUGACAUGCCAGUGCACAGUCGUCGACCUCUGCAAGCGUGCUGGAGCCGCCGCGCUGGAGGACGCUGUGGGCGCUUCGUGCGGCGUGUACACCGCAUGGCUCAGGGCGUAUUCCACAAAUCAUGGGGACAGUGCCGCCUCGCUUCAGCGUGCCAGUGGAGGCCGCGAUUGGGCGAUUUUGCGACUGAGCCUCAGUGGGCCGACCGCUUCCCAGCUCGCAGAUGACCUCGCCGAUGCGGCUGCUGCCGACGCGGAGCGGUUGCAAGCGUUGCAGGCAAGUCUUCGCGUGCGUUUGUUGCUUCUGCGUUGGCAGCGCGAGGGUAGGGAGCCCGUGCUCUGCGGCUUGGGCUUCUUUCAAAAGUACGACCCCGCGUUCGUUUCUUUCGAGCUCAUGCUGAAGAUCAUGACCACAGCGUUCGGAUACGUUGCCGCAGUGACUGGCACUCUGAAUAAAGCCGUGGUCGGCAUGGGCACCUGCGCAACCGCGCUGAUGCUCCUCGUUAACCUGAGUCCCCACAUCGAUAGGAGCAACGACCGGUUGCUCGCUGCGUGUUUCUCGUCUCUCUUGGUGGCUUGUUCGUUUUUGGCACUGUGUGCACUGAAUAUGGUCGACCGAACUGUUCUGUCCCAAGUCCUGCGUCCAACCUUGGCGGUUCCAGUUGCGUUGCUCGCUUGGGAUGUCGCGAUGAUGCUACUUCCAGAGCAGCGGAAGAAGUCUUUAAUAUUUUUGUUCGAGCUCGAGUCCAAGCGUCUGGAGUAUUUGCACACAACGGAUGGCUCUGAUGGAAAGCCCUUGGCCACCGAGGCAGACACGGCGGAAUUGGUCGUCGCGAGCGGCAAAGGUCCUUGA